Malus domestica (apple) is the source of this 2222-nucleotide messenger RNA. RefSeq lists its product as uncharacterized. The record is from RefSeq and is a predicted model, not a curated record. NCBI's taxonomy places the organism in Eukaryota, Viridiplantae, Streptophyta, Magnoliopsida, Rosales, Rosaceae. Gene Ontology annotation, molecular function: zinc ion binding.
CUGGAAUUAAUGCUCUCGUAAUUUGCAAAUUUUGCAUUUGAUUUUCCCCCUCCCUCCAAUUCCAUCUUCUUCCCGCUCAGUUGGCUCCACGCAGGGCCCUCCAAAACCAUGACACAAAUAAAUCUCAAAUCCGAAACCCUAGAUUAGAGACCAGAGAUAUGGCCAAUGCAGAUUCCCACAAUUUUACCAAAACAAUCUGCUCAAUCUGCUACGAAGACCUCAAGCCCACUUCUGAGGAUCUCCAAUCCAUCUCCAUCUGCGGCCAUGUCUUCCACGAGCUCUGUCUGCAACAGUGGUUCGAGUACUCUGCGAGGACGAAGAAGUACACUUGCCCGGUGUGCAAACAAAAUUGCAAGCAAAAGGAUGCCGGCCGGCUUUAUUUUCAGUCGGUGGGGGACGCGGCGGAUGCGACUCAGAGGCCGAUUAGCAAAUGCGAGGAAGAUCCCCAGGUGUUGCGUCGAGAGGUGAAAAGGUUGGAGGUGGCGGAGCUGGGAAUUCGUUUGGCUUUCGAUCUUCAGGGGAAGGAGCUUAAGGAGCUCAAAGAGGAGCUUUGUCAAUGUAAGGAGGUGGCACAGAAAGAAGUUGUCUUGAAAAAUGAAGCCUUGAAACAACAAGCAUACAUGCAGCUACAGCUUACGAUGAAAACUGAGGCUCUUGAUAAAUCGACCAUGGAGCGUUUGAGGUUGCAAGAAAGAAACAUGGCAUUGGCCAAAGAGCUUGCAGCAUUCAAACUGGUAUCUGAUCUAGAUCUGGAUGAAGAUGAGGUUUCAAAGCUUUCCACUCUUGGUAAUGGUGCCAACACCAAAGACACGAUAGAUAUUCUUAGAAAGUCCUUGGAGAUGAGUAAAAGGAAUUACAAAGAAUUGAUAAACAAAUACAAUGGUCUUGCACGAGAAGCUCGUGAGAGCAAAAAACUGGAGCAGGAGGCUAAAGAAAAGAUUAAAAAAAUGAAGACAAGGGUACAAGAAAUGGAGACGGUUGUCGAAGUAAAAGAUAAUGAAGUUUUGAGGGCUUUAAAAGCUUCAAAGACAACUCGGGGUGAAGGAAUUAUGCAGAAUGGUGAAAGAUGUACCACUAAUUCAGUGUCUGUCAACAAUUCAUCAGAAGUUCAAAGAAAACAUCCGUAUGCACCCAUUCGUAAGUUGGAUAGAAUUGAAAAAUGGGAAAAUGAUUUACUGUGUCAUAGGAAAACAGAAAACUCAAACUUCACUGACGAUAUGGAUUUAAGCUGUACUAAAGAUGGUACAAGCACCACUGUUCAUGAUAAAGUAAGAGAUGCCUACUCUUUAGGAGAUAAAGGUGCUUCAAAACUUUCUACAGCUAAGCGUGGACUUUCAAAUCCCAAAUUGAAAGAACCAACCUAUGAGGAUGUUGUUAACCAGAAGUGCACUCGGUUGAGGUCAGAUGCAGUUUCUGAUACUAGGAAAGAAACUCCUACUUGUAACAAUACUGCCAGGACUCCUGCUGCCGAUGUUGUGAUUCUUGAUGAUGUUGAACAAGAUCAACCCAUGUUUAACAUUAGAAAGGAGUCUCCUGUCCCACAACCACUUCCCGGAACAGGGGAUGUAUGUUUUUCUGGUGGCUUGCUUGGGCCUGAUGGAACAAACAGGUUUUUAGGUAAAUGGUGCAAGCGGGGUCUGAACAAGGGAUCAGAAUCAAGACAAAACCCAAGUGCGGAUUCUGGUAAUUUGAUUGCUGUAGGAGCUGACGGAAGAGGUGGAAGAAUCAAAGUUCUUAGAUCACUGAAUCAUUCAACAGUGGAUAAUAAGGAGAAUGCACCGGCGACAAAGCGCUUCAAGUCGGGGUCUAAAGCAAAUAGUGUGCAGUCCCAAGGGUGCUUGCAAAUAGAACACUUCUUUGGGAGGGUUGGUAGAUGAUCAAGCAUUCAAAGGUGCGUCUACUUACGGGUUUGCAAUGUUGAGAUGUAUGAUUUUGUUGUGGAGGCUUGGAGUUAGGAGAGAAAGCGAAAAUUCCUGUGAAUUGUGAAGAGUAACAAAUGGUUGAAGCAAAUGGCAUUUUCUACUUCCUGUUUAUGAAGAGCCAUUUUGUUGUAUUGUAUAUAAUUUAUAUGAUUGGCUACUAUUUUUGUCGCUCAAAAUAUUAUUGGCUACUAUUGAAGUUUAGAGGAAAGAAAUGUCUUUGUACAAAGUUGAGAGUUCACCAAGUUACAUAUCAUUUUUCACAAGUGAGCGGUUGAUUAGUUGAAUUUCAAUCAUUGUUUA